Molecule: messenger RNA, 2146 nt
Organism: Salvelinus sp. IW2-2015
Lineage: Eukaryota; Metazoa; Chordata; Actinopteri; Salmoniformes; Salmonidae
Source: RefSeq, a predicted model, not a curated record
AUGCACUCCCAUAUCAGCGGGAAAUAAAAAUGGCGAAUGUAUUAGGGGAGAAUGACCCGUUUGUUAUUUUCUAAACAACAUUUGUAUUGUGUCAUAUUUUGAGAGGAGCAUUUCAAAGAGAUUUACCGAUAUUCGGACAAGACGCCAAUCACCGGUUACGACCGAGUAUUUCAAUAUAUGUGGCAUUUUGACCCUCCUAACUGACCGAAUGAGAGACUCAACGGCAUUAGAGCGGUUGCCGGUCCACCAGCAGAAAGCACAUUCCCUUCGGCAGCAGUGCAAGACGCCAGUGUCCCUGACCAGCGUCCACUCUACCGAGGCUAGACAUGGAGGGGACACGGACACCAAGCUCGGCAACAAGUUUGAAGAGGGACAAGAGGUCCUAGCCCGAUGGUCGGAUGGGCUGUUUUAUUUGGGGACUAUCACGAAGAUAAAUAAGGACAAGCACCGCUGCUUUGUUGUCUUUGAAGAUCGGUCCAAGUCCUGGGUUCUGUGGAAGGACAUUCAGACAGGGGACGAGGGAGGAGAGGACAUGGUCUGCACAAUAUGCCAGGAUGAGUGCUCAGAGGAUCCCAACGAGAUUGUCAUCUGCGACAAGUGUGGACAAGGAUACCACCAGCUCUGCCACUCMCCCAUCAUCGACUCCAGCCUGAUCGACACCGAUGAGAAGUGGCUCUGUAGGGAGUGUGUGUUCGCCACAACAGAGGUGCACCGUGAGUUCAGCAUGCAAGAAGGUCCCAAAGCCCUGCAGGAGCUGAAGCAGUCUCUGCCUUAUUCCCUGGAGGACCUGGUGUGGGACCAGGGACACAAGACCAACAUCCAGCAAUGCUACUGCUACUGUGGAGGCCCUGGAGACUGGUACCUGAAGAUGCUGCAGUGCAACAGGUGUAAGCAGUUCCACGAGGCAUGUAUCCAGUGUUUUAAGACGCCCAUGCUCUAUGGAGACAGGUUCUAUCUAUUUAUUUGCUCAGUUUGCAGUAGUGAACCAGAGUACCUCAAACGACUGCCUCUUAGAUGGGUGGACGUUGCACACCUGAGCCUCUACAACAUGAGUGUGAUUCACAAGAAGAAGUACUUUGAUUCUGAGAUGGAGCUGAUGACYUACAUCAACGACACCUGGGAGCAACUGCAGCUCGGGGAGCUUUCAGCCACUCCUCAGUCGGACCGAUAUGAAAGUAUUUUGGAAGCACUGAAUAGCAACCACAGCAUGUUCAUGUCAGGGAAGGAGAUCAAGAAGAAGAAGCACCUCUUUGGGCUGAGGAUCCGUUUUCCUCCGGGUCCCCAGAGCUCUGACCUGCUGGCCAACAGAGGGGAGCCAGAGAGGGCCUCCAACGAGAUCAAGAUCAAAGGCAGGAAGGCUAUCAAGCCUCUUACUAACACAAGUGAAGUAACCAAUGGCGUGGUGAAGAAGACCAAGAAGAUGAAGAAACAGGGAGGUCACUCCCUGGCGACUCUGGCCAAGCUAAGUCGCUCCAGUGAACUCUUGGCCCAGGAUAUGAAGCCACCACCACCUCUGGAUUCCCAGUCCUUAAGGAGCAGCAGGAGUGACAGAUCUGUUCCCUCCUCCAGUACCUCCGAGAUGGAAUCCAUCAGUGCCGUCCGCACCACUGAAACUACCUCAACUAGCCUCUCCAGACAGUCCAGCUUGUGUAGCUCCAGUAAGACGUUCACGGGUCGCCACUGGCCCAUCUCCCAGCCCCCCCUGAAGAGGAGACGGGGCCGGCCACGUCGGGCCCCCCUCCAGCCUCCCAACCCUGAGAUCCCCCCUCCUCACCAGCCAGACCCCCACCACCUCCCAGAGCUCCCCAACCCCCUGCUGGGGCUCCACUCCACGGACAUAGUGCACGGGCUGGGCCAAGGUGGUCAGCUGUCCCACCUGAAGAGCUCAAUCAGUAGCUACUUUGGGGUGGCAGGCCGCCUGGAGUGCGGGGAGAAGUACCGCAUCCUAGCUCGCCGGGUCACCCUGGACGGCAAGGUUCAAUACCUGGUGGAGUGGGAGGGUGUCACUGCCUCCUAAACUUGUCAUAUCGCUUAUGUAUCGCUUAACAUGUUUACACAGCGUUUAUAAAGCAUUAUAAACUGGGUGGUUCUGAAUGCUGAUUGGCUGAAAGCUGUGGUAUAUCAGGCCGUAUACCACGGGUAUGAC